Messenger RNA from Octodon degus (degu), 1237 nucleotides. RefSeq names its product family with sequence similarity 102 member B (gene Eeig2). NCBI's taxonomy places the organism in Eukaryota, Metazoa, Chordata, Mammalia, Rodentia, Octodontidae. The transcript is spliced from 12 exons. Bases 75 to 1157 code for a protein of 360 amino acids. The record is from RefSeq and is a predicted model, not a curated record.
GCCUCCCGGGCUCCGCCGAGCUGAGGCUGCGGCGCCCGGCCGCGCUGCGCGCUCGCCGGCGCCUGGCCGCCGCGAUGAUGAAGAAGAAGAAGUUCAAGUUCAAGGUGGACUUCGAGCUGGAGGAGCUCUCCUCCGUGCCCUUCGUCAACGGGGUGCUGUUCUGCAAGAUGCGCCUGCUGGACGGCGGCAGCUUCAGCGCCGAGUCGUCCAGGGAAGUGGUGCAAGCAAACUGCGUUCGCUGGAGAAAGAAGUUCUCAUUUAUGUGCAAGAUGAGCGCGAGCGCCGCCACGGGCGUCCUGGACCCCUGUGUCUACCGAGUGUCUGUUCGGAAGGAGUUAAAAGGUGGAAAAGCUUAUGCAAAGCUGGGCUUUGCGGAUUUGAACCUGGCAGAGUUUGCUGGAUCAGGAUAUACCACUCGCCGCUGUUUACUGGAAGGCUAUGAUACCAAAAAUACAAGACAGGAUAAUUCCAUUCUUAAGGUUUUGAUCAGUAUGCAACUGAUGUCUGGUGACCCGUGUUUUAAAACGCCUCCUUCUACGUCGAUGUCCAUACCAGUUGCCGGUGAGUCUGAGUCUCUGGAAGAAGACAGAAAAGGUGGAGAGACCCUCAAAGUUCACCUCGGAAUAGCAGACCUGUCAGCAAAGAGCACGUCGGUUCCCGAUGAGCUGGGCGCCUGUGGACAUUCCAGAACGUCGAGCUACGCCAGCCAGCAGUCCAAAGUGUCAGGAUACAGCACGUGUCAUUCCCGGUCAUCUAGUUUCUCCGAGUUCUGCCACAGGAGAAAUACCUCAGUGGGAAGUACCUCAACAGGAAUUGAAAGCAUUCUAGAGCCCUGUGAUGAAUUGGAGCAGAAAACAGCAGAACCGAAUCUUGAAAGCGCUGAUAAAGAAGAUGUGGCCUCUGAAAAACUCAACAGAUGCCCGGUGAAACAGGAUUCUGUAGAAUCUCAGCUGAAGCGAGUGGAUGACACCAGAGUGGAUGCAGACGAUAUUGUGGAGAAAAUACUGCAGAGCCAGGACUUCAGCCUCGACUCCAGUGCAGAAGAAGAAGGCCUGAGGUUAUUUGUGGGGCCUGGGGGAAGCACAGCCUUUGGCAGUCACCACCUUCCAAAUAGGGUGGGGUCUGGAGCUUAUGAACAAGUUGUGAUCAAACGCUAGGAGCCGCGCCGGCGACCUGACGCUUCCCGUGGACUUCAGGAUCUAACUAUAGUUCGGGCUGGCCUUGAACUCACAUCGAU